This is a messenger RNA of Pestalotiopsis fici W106-1, 537 nucleotides long. RefSeq lists its product as uncharacterized. Bases 1 to 537 code for a protein of 178 amino acids. The transcript has 3 exons. The record is from RefSeq and is a predicted model, not a curated record. NCBI's taxonomy places the organism in Eukaryota, Fungi, Ascomycota, Sordariomycetes, Amphisphaeriales, Sporocadaceae.
AUGAAGAACGUUUCGCAAAAGAAAUCUUUCGUCAGCAGGAGCAUUGAUUCCAAGGUGGUCGUGGCUAUUUACAUAGCCGCUGUCUAUGCCCUGAUCGACAAUUUGGGUAGGUGCUGGCUCUUGAUCAAGACUUCGUUGCCGACACCAGUGGAGAUUCGCGAGGAUAAAGCGCCGGAUAUUAUGAAACCAGCAAGGCAGAAGCAAGCAAAUAAGGCUGUGGCAAACAAUUUCCAUCCUUGGCUUGUCCGGCGGUUCUUCCAGAAAAGCCUCAAGAGCAACUCAACAUCACCUUCUGGUGCUGAAGAGUUGCGCAGGAUUGCUUGCCGCUGGUGGUAUAGCACGUCCUGGCGAUCGGUUGUCGAGAAGGAUCUGUGCAAGGCGAAACAGAUGAUCCUCCAAAAGCGCGAGCCUACAAAAGCGACAAAGAAUGCUGUCAAGGCUAUGAGUAAAUCCGCGUCUUGUCGUUUUAAUGUCAGAGUUGCCCCCAUGAUGCGUCCUCGAGACCAAUUCGUCCACGUCCCAAUGUAUGCGGGAUAA